GCGUGGGCGGCGUCGGAUCGGCAGCGAGGGAGGGCGACCGCCUUACCGCAGGUCUCAAGCACAUCCAGGAGGUGAAGCAGAGGGUGCGGAAGGACCCAGGCUUCCUGGACCGGCGGCAAAACGGCCUCCCGCAGCUCACGUGGGAAGUCCCGCGCUACAGGAACGUGCAGGAGGCCGAUGGCGAGGAGACGGCGCAGCAAAGAACAUGGCGGCUCGUUGGACGUGACCUGCGGAAGCUGGGGGACCAGUUCGCGCUCAAACAUGCUCAGAGGGUUGAUGCCAAACCGAACAACAACGGCUACAUGAGCUUCGCAGUUCCGCUGACGUUCACUAGAUGUCUCUCGGCCUCCAUCCUGUGCUUGGUGUGGUGGCGCCUCCUCAACAAACUCCGCUGAUCAAGAAGUGUGCAGACGG
Penaeus monodon (black tiger shrimp) is the source of this 414-nucleotide messenger RNA. RefSeq lists its product as uncharacterized. The record is from RefSeq and is a predicted model, not a curated record. NCBI's taxonomy places the organism in Eukaryota, Metazoa, Arthropoda, Malacostraca, Decapoda, Penaeidae.